GGUCAUUGUCCUUUUUUGUCACAUUGCUAGCAGAAGACAAAGCCUCUGCAUGGAUAAUGGAUCUUCUCUGCAACGCAUAUUCAAAUUCUUCCGAUGAAGAACCCGAAACCGUUCCUAGAAUCGACCCACAAUCCAAACCACUACUCGGACCCCACCAAUUGAACACUGUUCUUCCUCCUCCAAAACGACCCAAACGCAACAACAACCCUCUACAAUUUUCAAGUGAAGCUCCGAUUCCAGGGAGAUACAUAUCCAAGAGAGAACGAGCUCUCAUGGGUCAAUCUGCUUCUGCCUCUAAUCGGGUCAUCCAAGACCCCAAUCCUUAUCCCCCGUUUCCCACUUCAUCUGUUUUGGGAAGUAUUGAGGAUUCAGUUGUUCCCCCUGAUUUUUUAUCAUCCUUGAAACGAGUAAAGGGCCAUGUACAGCUAAAUAAAAUACCUGAAAGGCUGUUUACUGCUCUGCAUAGCCACACAAAGGCUGUCAAUUCUCUCAGUUGGUCACAAAGUCAUGCCCAUCUUCUUGCUUCUGUUGGGAUGGAUCAAACCAUCUGUAUAUGGAAUGUAUGGAGCAGAGACCAAAAACUAGCACGGAUAUUUAGAUUCCAUAAUGCAGCUGUCAAAGAUGUAAAAUGGUCACAGCAAGGAUUAUCUGUGCUUUCUUGCGGAUAUGACUGUGCAUCAAGGUUGAUCGAUGUUGAAAAGGGAGUAGAGACUCAGGUUUUCAAGGAAGAUCAGGUUGUUGGGGUUAUCAAAUUCCAUUCAGACAACUCCAACCUCUUCCUUUCUGGGGGAUCAAAGGGCCACAUCAGAUUGUGGGACAUUAGAACAGGGAAGGUGGUCCACGAAUAUAUCCGAGGUCUGGGUCCAAUACUUGAUCUUGAGUUUAGCAAUGAUUGCAAGAACUUUAUCUCAUCUAGUGAUGUUAGUGGAAGCAAUGUUAGUGAAAAUUCUAUUAUUGUUUGGGACAUCUCGCGACAGGUUCCGCUAUCCAACCAGGUUUACGUAGAAGCCUAUACCUGUACCUGUAUAAGACGCCACCCAUUUGAUCCAAGUUUUGUUGCGCAGUCAAAUGGAAAUUAUAUUGCUAUCUUCUCUUUUAGUCCCCCAUUCAGACUUGACAAGUAUAAAAGGUUCGAAAAUCAUGGUGUAUCUGGGUUCCCCAUUAAGUGCAACUUCAACUUGGACGGCGAGUUGCUUGCAUCUGGCUCUUCAGACGGUUCCAUAUACUUCUACAACUAUAGAUCAUCCGAUCUUGUCAAGAAAAUCAGCGCAUAUGAGCAGGCCUGUAUAGAUGUUGCCUUCCACCCUGUAAUACCUGAUGUGAUUGCUUCCUGUAGUUGGAAUGGGCAGGUUUCUGUGUUCCAGUGAGAGCUUGAUUUCACUUCAUUGUAGGAUAAUGGCUGGCUGCUAGUAAGGUGAUCCAAACAAACAAAACCGAAGGGAAAGAUUUUGAAAGAAUUGUUGUACAUAUUUUUUUAUUUAUAUUUUUGCUUUUAGGAGGUUGAAAAGGAAUGAAUGAAAGUGCGCCGGCCACACUUUCAGGAUGACGUUAAGGGCAAUUCUUUCCCCGCGUUAAGGGCAAUUCUUUCCCCUUUGACAAAAUUGCUAGCCCUGUCCCCCAGCACUGCAAAGAUCUUUAAGGCAUUUUGUGACAUGUUUGCUUUCUUUAUUA
Messenger RNA from Ricinus communis (castor bean), 1671 nucleotides. Its product is annotated as WD repeat-containing protein 25. The transcript is spliced from 4 exons. Gene Ontology annotation, molecular function: protein binding. Bases 57 to 1367 code for a protein of 436 amino acids. NCBI's taxonomy places the organism in Eukaryota, Viridiplantae, Streptophyta, Magnoliopsida, Malpighiales, Euphorbiaceae. The record is from RefSeq and is a predicted model, not a curated record.